Messenger RNA from Maniola jurtina (meadow brown), 2587 nucleotides. RefSeq names its product peptidylglycine alpha-hydroxylating monooxygenase (gene Phm). Gene Ontology annotation, cellular component: extracellular region; membrane. NCBI's taxonomy places the organism in Eukaryota, Metazoa, Arthropoda, Insecta, Lepidoptera, Nymphalidae. Gene Ontology annotation, molecular function: oxidoreductase activity, acting on paired donors, with incorporation or reduction of molecular oxygen, reduced ascorbate as one donor, and incorporation of one atom of oxygen; copper ion binding. The transcript is spliced from 9 exons. Gene Ontology annotation, biological process: peptide metabolic process. The coding region runs from base 264 to 1286 and encodes 340 amino acids. The record is from RefSeq and is a predicted model, not a curated record.
UAAAUUGGAAAAUAUUAUCGAUCCGUCAUGCGUAGAGAUAAUCAUGAAAUAAUAUAAACACUUGUCGCUUCAGCCUUCGGCAUUCAGCCGUUCGGGGACUGGAAUAUUGUCGUGAGUCAGAUAAUAUAACCACACGCGGAGCUCGAUCUUUUUAAUUAAAUAGCAGUUAGCACUAUCAGUUAUCACCAAGUGCUACGGGAUUUACCGUACGUCGCUACUUUGUUGGCGGGAUUUAUACCAUAUUUUUAUAAGAAAGUGUAAUUAUGGAGUCCUAUAAAUUCAUAUUUUCUCUACUUUUUACUAUUUCAAUUUUUGGCCGUGGUUUUUUCGCGUAUGAAAUUGAUACAUACGAUUUUCUUAUGCCCAACGUUUGGCCUAAUCAGGAUGAACUGUAUCUUUGCACUCCUAUAAGAAUCGCACCCCAGAAGAAUUUCUAUGUUGUGGGAUUCAAGCCAAAUGCCUCAAUGCACACAGCUCACCACAUGUUAGUGUAUGGCUGUUCACAACCUGGCUCCAAUGAAUCGGUGUGGAGUUGCGGUGAAAUGCAAAGCAAUGAAAUAGAUGAUCGGUACAACACGGCCAGCCCUUGCAAAUCUGGAUCACAGAUAGUAUACGCGUGGGCUCGCGACGCGCCUCGCCUGGAGAUGCCGCCUGAAGUAGGUUUCCUCAUCGGCCACGAUUCGCCCAUCAAGUAUCUAGUGCUGCAGGUGCACUACAUGAUGAAGUUCCCAGAGGGCAAAACUGACAACUCAGGCGUCUUGUUGGAGUAUACAACAGAAAGGAUGCCGCGACAAGCCGGCGUGUUUUUACUGGGAACCAGCGGAGUAAUAGCUCCAAAUAAAGUGGAGCAUAUGGAAACAGCCUGCACUAUCAAUGAGAACAAAGUCAUCCAUCCGUUCGCGUUCCGUCCCCACACUCAUGCUCUUGGUACGGAAGUAUCCGGCUUCGUGGUCCGUCGCUCCCCCAAAGGUGACAUGUGGCAACUGCUGGGAUCGCAGAAUCCACAGCGGCCACAGAUGUUCUACCCGGUGGCGAACCAGGCGCCCAUCGCGCAGGGUGACGUGCUCGCUGCCAGAUGCGUCAUGAACAACACCAACAUGUAUCCCGUUCAGAUUGGGGCAACUAACAAGGACGAAAUGUGCAACUUCUACCUUAUGUACUGGGUUCAAGAUGACACCCCCCUUGCUCAAAAGUAUUGCUUCUCUCCCGGUCCUCCCUACUACUACUGGAGCCGCGCGCCUCAAAACUUUGACCGCAUUCCGGAUAGGGACUUUAACGUUAUUUAAGAAACUGACACUUCCCGGUAGGUUCCUUUUACGUUAUAGCAUUCAAAAAACAUUCCAAUUGGCAAGGUUAAGACCAAGACAGCGUCUCUAUAGCGCUCCAAGCGUAGCCAUUCUUCGAGUUUGAAUCUCAAAACAAAUUGGAUACUUUUAUGUUGAAAACGACAUACAAGUAAAAUCGAAGAUCGAAAUUGGCGUUUCGAUCUUAGCGAAAUCUUGUCAAGAUGUGCAAACUCAUACUAAGCUUGCUGCAUAAUUUUGUAAAAAACAUUUUGUGCCCAAAGUUACAAUGAAUACUCCAGUCGGGGUACUACGGGGUUUUUGAACUUGCUUUGUCAAAUUUUCCAAGAACUUGUUCGCUAUUGAUUUAUUGGCUGUUUGAGCCUUGCCAAAAAAAUAGUCUUAGUAGUUUCCCAUUAUUGCAUUUUGAAGGUUGUAUUGUAAACAAUCCAUAGACCGUUUCCCGCCGACAAAUCUCAUACCGUUUUAAUUUGUUGAGAAUGAGUUUAGUUUAGGAUUAAAAGGAAUAAAUCGAGCGGAAAAUCGUGGACGGAAAUUCGCAUGUGGAAACUGUCUACGACUAUAACUAGCGUGCCGAAAUCCGCGUCCGGAAAUUCUCUUCGACGUUUUUUUUUGCGCAGAUGUAAUUAUUACUACAUACUUUAAAUAGAGUUAAAAAUUACGUGAGCAAAAUUCCGCCGCCUCAUUUUGCCGCUUUAUUUAUCCCUGAUCUUAGAGUCGGAAUCUAACCUUUGACCUUUUGUCGAUCUUUUUAAGUUAAAAAUAUCUGAAUAGUAUUAAAUAUUAUUUUAACCAUAUUUUAUAACAGUAAUAAAUACCUUCAAACCAUAGAUACUCUUUUAUAGAUAAACAUGUACAAAUAGUGUUUUAGUUAAUACUCAAAAACUAUUAUACUGGCUUUCUUUUGUACACAAUUUCUAAACUAAAAUGACAGGUUUAAGUUUAUUGCUAUCCCUUUCAUAAUGCUCACUGUGGCAAAUAGAUUACGUUUUCCAUUGAAAAUUUAGUUUAGAGACUGUGUACAAUAGAAUUAACCACUACUGAACAUGGCAGCUAAAAUGGUACUCUUUAAUAGUUAAUACCCUAGUACUUAAAAUAUAAUACAAUAGAAUAAAAAGUCAAAUAGCAAAAAAAAUAUGCAAGUAAAUUUUGAAUUUUUGGAACUUGAAAUAAAAAAAUUAACAUAAUCUUCAAAACUUCGGUUCGUAGUGUGUAGAUAGAUGGUUUAGAAAGAAAAAAUACAUCCAAUAACCGAAAGUAAUAAUCUAGCUUAUGUGUAAAAA